AUGUCUGCAAACAGUCGCCGCAUCAGCUCGCCGUCACGAUCUCCGAGACCAGGCAGCCUCACAAGUCAGAUCUCAUCAAUAGGCGCAAAGAUCAAUGGAGCCUUCAGUGGGGGAAGAGACUCUGACUCGAUAAACAGCGCUAGUACGGUUGUUGCUGAAGGAGCAAACGCACGUUCCAUAUCGAGAGGCCGACAAGGAUUUAGCUCAUCGGGGAGAGGAGGACUUGGCAAUAUUCACGAGAAUGGGGCUGGCUAUGAAGAGCCCAUUGUAAGAGGAAGAGAAAGAAUAAAAGUCGCUACCAUCCCACAGCCCGCAUUCUCAACCGGUCGUGGAGGAUUGGGAAACAUGCGUGCGCCUUCUGUGGAACCAGUGACGAGCGAUGCUGCGUCUUCCAAAAGUGCACCGACCCUCCCAACUUCUGUAACGGUAUUAGCGAUGCCCGGGAAAUAUUCGCGUUCACUUUCAAGAGGUUCACCGGUGGUAUCUACUGGAAGAGGUGGAGCAGGGAACAUCAGGAACCCUCCUUCAGGAACUAGUCCCCAUCGCCGGACACCAUAAACUUUUCGAGGCUUUGAAACGACUUCGACGACACACACAGUUCUUUUUUCAGGUAAUCAUUAGUCUCCAGUGCAACAACAUGUACUAGCUAGGGUUCCGAGCUUACACACGAACGCUCGCUGCGCUCGGAUAUGUUCCUGCCCUUCACCCACCUAGGCGGGGCUUCGCCCCUGCGUGACCCCAUCGCCUUUUUUUUUCUUGAGAAAUAUGCACUGCACGUGGGAGUGGGCAAUUCCCACUAGCCUCGCGUCCGACUUACCAAUACACACAGCCACUCAAAACAUGUCCGUCGCUCGUUCCAAGCUCGUUCCAGCGCUAGUGCAAUGCCUUGUACUGCUGAACCGGCCUUGAAUACAAUUUUCUCACAUAUGAAGACUAUAUGAAUGUUUAUCUAUAGCUGAAGGGACUUGUGAGGGGGGGUAAACAGUAGUGCUUUGCACAAAGGACGCAUCAUGACGCGCCA
Messenger RNA from Marasmius oreades (fairy-ring Marasmius), 1021 nucleotides. RefSeq lists its product as uncharacterized. The transcript has 5 exons. Lineage: Eukaryota; Fungi; Basidiomycota; Agaricomycetes; Agaricales; Marasmiaceae. The record is from RefSeq and is a predicted model, not a curated record. The coding region runs from base 1 to 558 and encodes 185 amino acids.